Monodelphis domestica (gray short-tailed opossum) is the source of this 1697-nucleotide messenger RNA. It is a transcript of the gene AK5, whose product is annotated as adenylate kinase 5. Gene Ontology annotation, biological process: nucleobase-containing compound metabolic process. Gene Ontology annotation, molecular function: ATP binding; nucleobase-containing compound kinase activity. NCBI's taxonomy places the organism in Eukaryota, Metazoa, Chordata, Mammalia, Didelphimorphia, Didelphidae. The record is from RefSeq and is a predicted model, not a curated record.
GCUGCCUUCCCCACGGGCCUCCUCCGUCCCUCCUGGCCUUCCUGCCCAGCCUCCCCCCCUGCCCUCCGUGGAAGGGAGGCGACGCACCGCUCCCGAGGCCCGGCUCUGAGGGGGAAGAGGGACUCGCCCAGGGUCAUGCGGCUGCGAAGCGGCCGAGGCCAGGCCUGCGCCACCAGCCGUGCUGUGGAAGGCCGAGCCGGGAGCCGGAGAAGCCUCCCGCCGCUGACUAGUCCCGGGCCAGGCUCACAUCCCGACUUCGGCCGGCUCCUCCUCCCACCUCUCCUAGGCACCCAACCCUGGCCGGCCCCCGGCCUCUCCCGCCUCCCUUUCUGCUCCGAGCCCUCGCGGGCACCCAGGAAGUGCCCGAGCCCCGCCCCGAGCUCUCUGCGCCCACAGGUAUGGCUGGGCGGCCGCGCCGAGGACGCUCAACGUUUCUUGUCUCCCCAGUUCGACGCCGACCGAGAGGAGGACGACGUGUUCCGGGACAUCAGCCUGGCCGUGGCCAGCAAGCUGUUCCCGUCCCAGGAGGCCGCCGCGGCAGCAGGGCCCCCUGACCUGCGUGUGGACGCUGCAGACGGCCCCGCCCCCGGCGCCGGCUCCGACUGGGAGGAGCAGGGAGACGAGGACGAGGCAGACGUGUGCGGGGAUGCCGACGCCGAAGAUCUGGCCGAGCUGAGGAAGUUCAAGAUUGUUUUUGUGAUCGGCGGUCCCGGCUCCGGCAAAGGAACCCAGUGCGAGAAGCUGGUGCGGAAAUACGGCUUUGCCCACGUCUGCGUGGCCGAGCUCCUGAGGGACGAGCUGGCCUCGGGGUCCCCCAGAAGCCUGCUGCUCGGAGCCGCCCCACCCGCGGCCGCCGUGCUGGACCUCCUGAAGGAGGCCCUGCUGGCCCGCUCGGCCCCCGGGCUCAGGGGCUUCCUCAUCGAGGGCUACCCGCAGGAGCUGAAGCAGGGCCACGAGUUCGAGCGCAGGGUGGGGCCCCCCCAGCUGGUGAUGUGCAUGGAGUGCUCGGCGGACACCAUGAGCCGCCGGCUGCUCCAGAGGGACGGCGAGAGCCCCGAGGCCGUGGCCCGGCGGCUGCAGACCUACUACCGGGCCUCGCUGGCCGUGGCGGCCCACUAUGAGGAAACGGCCCCCUUCCACAAGAUAAACGCGGAGGGAAGCCCGGAGGAGGUGUUCCUGCACGUGUGCUCGGCCGUGGACGCCAUCUUCUGAAGAGGGACAGGAGCCCGGCGCGUCCUGGGUCAUCGUCUGUCCAGUGUGUCGUCCGGACUCCCCCUCCCUCCAUCUGCCCAGGGACCGGCAGCAGGACAGCCAGGGAGGGUCUGGCGGUCAGUCGGGCUCCAGGAGGCACAGGUGGGCUUCCUCCUGAGGGGAGGACCCUGCUGGCUCACCUCUUUCCCGGCAUUCGGUGCCUUCACGUCGGCUCCUCCCUGUGACGCCCGAGAUGUCCUGCCUCAAAAUGGCGGCCUGGUGGGGCCCAAAGGCGUGCUGCGGAGAGCCGGGCACAGGCAGCCGUACCUGCAGGGAUGCCCACUCGGCGUCCCUGCUGACCACCAGUGCCCGUCCCUGUGCUCACUCCUCCCCGGCAUCCCCACUUGCAUGAUCUCGCUCCCGGCCACUGUCUGUGCUGCACCCAGACCCCAAGCUCCUCUUCUUGUGAUGAUGCGUGAUGGACAAAUAAAGUCAGACGGACGACA